Molecule: messenger RNA, 1687 nt
Organism: Manihot esculenta (cassava)
Lineage: Eukaryota; Viridiplantae; Streptophyta; Magnoliopsida; Malpighiales; Euphorbiaceae
Exons: 3
Coding region: 328-651 (107 amino acids)
Source: RefSeq, a predicted model, not a curated record
UCAAUGUUAGUAAUUAUUACUAUUUGAAAAAUGUUAUUGCAAGCUCUUAUAUGGCUUCUUAUGUGUCUUGUUCUUCUAUUUCUUGGCUUUAGAUUCCUGGGAAAGAAACAGAAAGGAAAGUAAUAAUGGAUAGUGAGGUGAUAAUUGUAGCAGUUGAUGCUAGUAAAGAAAUCACAGAUUAUGCACUAGAAUGGGCAUUUCGAAAUGUAACAAAGGCUAUGGAUUCUUUAACCAUACUUGCAUUGCUUCCAUGUCAUAGACGUUCACGUCCUCCAUCUUCUGCAAAUCACUUGCUUUCUUGUAGGUUUCCUUUUUUCUUUGAAGAAAAUGGUGGUGGUGGACACAAAAAUUUUUGCUUGCUCAUUUCUAGGCCUGCUAAGGAAAUGGGGAUUUGGGGAUAGGGACAAGGUGAAGAAUGCAUCAGAUGAUAAUGGCUUCAAUAAAACAGUUCAACAGGAUUCAUUCCGACGAAUAAACAACGUCUGUAUGCAGAUGAUGCAGCAACUGUGCUUAUCCCAUGAUAAGCAAGUUCAUACUCAAGUGAAGAUUGUAGCUGAUGCAAAACUAGGAGCAGGGGCCACAGAAGCCAGAGAGCUGGAGGCAAACUGGGUAAUCUUAGAUAGGGUUGUCCAUUGCUUGAGAGGAAGGUGAUCGAUGCGAUUAUAGACCCUCAACUAAAGCAAAAUUACGAGGAGAAAGAAGUAGAAUGUAUGAUGUAUGCUGCCAGCCUAUGCAUCUCACCAAACCCAGAAAAAAGAUCAAGAAUGUCCAAGGUCACUAAAUACCCACAACCUUGUCUCUUUCCAUUACUGGAUAUUUUCUGUUUCCUUUUGUAUCAGUUGGUCUUCUACAGAAGUAUGGAAGAGCUUUGCAGCCAGGCAUUUUUUAUUGGAUACAUUGGGCAUGAAAAAUGAAAAUAGUUGGGUCGACCGUAUUAGUUCCAAAUGUGAGAAUUAUUAAGUCAGGGGAACUAAUGAUAUAUUAUGAAUUAUACACCGUAUCCACAGUAGCGGAUCUAACUCCACGUUGAGUUGCCCGGGUGUUGGGCGGAGCUCUCGAGAGGCGAAUUUUUGUUUAGAACUAUUUUGUCUCUCUGUAUUUUCUCUAGACAUAUAAAUAUAUAAUAUUCUUGUAGUGUUUUCUGUUUGAAAAUUCAUAGACAAAUAAGAAAAUCCUAACCGGACGUAAUCAAAUCGGUAAAUCAUGUUAAACAUGCGUGUUAUAACGUUCUAUAUUCUAUAUUGAAUGCUGCAGGUAUUGAAAAUAUUAGAAGGAGAUAUUCCACUGACUUGGCUUGUAAUUAUGGACGACACUCCACCAGUUACUUGAAGCAAUAUGCGAACAACCUCUUUGUUACAGAGAGUCCAGUGAUUCCAUCGCUUGAUCAUAGCCCUUCUUUAAUUCUGAUGCAAACAAUGCAUUAUAUGAACCUAAGCCCAUCCGGAAAAAGCAUGGACAGAAACAAUGGCACAUUCAAGACAUUAGUACCUUUUAAAGAAGACGAAACUGUAAGAGGUGUUCAGGAAUUGAAACAACCUGAAUCAAACAUCAGUGGGGAAUAUCAAGCAUAUUUACAAGGGUCACUGGCCACAUUUAUUCAGAACCUUAAUGGACACUGAAAAACUAUGAGGUUUUGCAAGUAAAAGUCUUCACUUUGUAUUUUCUCAGCAUUUUCACCAUGGCAGGU